Molecule: messenger RNA, 1394 nt
Organism: Rhipicephalus microplus (southern cattle tick)
Lineage: Eukaryota; Metazoa; Arthropoda; Arachnida; Ixodida; Ixodidae
Product: mitochondrial 2-oxodicarboxylate carrier
Source: RefSeq, a predicted model, not a curated record
ACCGCCUGCCAACACACGGCUGAUCAGCUAGGGCUCGUCGUCUUCGAAAGGCAGUUGCCUGCUUGUGGGAGACGGUCAGGCGUCACUCAUCGGCAGCGUGAUCGCCGUCGUGCGCUGCACGACUGCUUGCUGCGCCGGCAGUCUCGGUGGCCUACAACUCUUCGGCGUCCGGUCGGACUUCCUGGAAGGACCUGAACUGAGCCGCUGCGGCGGCGGCACCGUCUUGUCUCUCCUCUUCGACCUCUCAGUAAUUCACGGCCAUGGAUAAGAGAGGGAGACGCCCUUUGCCUCUUUCGUAGACAGCUCCAGGGGACGAUGUGCUGGUUCAUCAAGGACAUCCUUACUGGCGUGCAUCUCAGUGGCCCGCGGAUUCCAAGUGGUCGCUUUGCCGUAGCCGCUGAAGGAACAGUCCAGCGCCGUCGAUUACGAGGUGUGCGGUAGCAGUACGACUUCAAGAUGUCCCGGUCGUCCGAAGAGGCGAAGCGGCUGCCCCACCACCACAAGGCCGCCGUGCAGUUCUCGUCGGGCGCCGUGGCGGGUUUCAUCGAGGUGUGCGUCAACCACCCUCUGGACGUGGUCAAGACGCGGCUGCAGAUGCAGUCGGCCGACGACCCGAACCGGUACAAGUCGAUCGCCGACUGCUUCCGGCGCAUGACCAGGGCCGAGGGCGUGCUGUCCGUCUACAAGGGCGUCCUGCCCGUGCUCGUGGUGGAGACUCCAAAGAUGGCGCUGCGGUUCGUCUGCUACGAGCAGACCAAGCGCGUCGUCUCGCCCCACCUGUCGCUGGUGCCGACCAACCUGAUCGCGGGUUUCCUGGCGGGCGCCAUCGAGGGAAUCGCCGUCAAUCCUUUCGAGGUUGUGAAGGUCCGGUUGCAGACUGAUCGAACUCUGCUGGCGGCGCAGCCCAGCGCCUACUCGGUGGCGCGUCAAAUCUAUCGCAAGCACGGCUUCGGCCGGGAAGGGCUCUGCUUGGGCCUCACUUCGAACAUUUUUCGGCACGGCGUCUUCGUUAUGUUUUACUUCACCAUCUACGCCAAGCUCAAGGAAGCUGCGCCGGAGUUUAAGAACCGGCAUCAGCACAACCUCUACAAGGUUGGUACCGGCCUGUUCAGCGGCUGCGUCAGCACAUUGCUCAACAUCCCUUGGGACGUGGUGAAGAGCCGCAUACAGGGACUGCAGCCCGUGCCGGGUGAGACGAAGUACAAGACGUGCUGGCAGAGCUUCAAGCUCAUCUACCGCGAGGAAGGCUUCCUCGCCUUGUACAAGGGCCUGGCGCCGAAGAUGUUGCGUCUCGGCACGGGGCAUGCGCUCAUCAUUGUCCUCUACGAGCACAUCGUUGAAGUACUAGAAGCCAUGAUAUCCAAGCUGUGAAUGCACAGACCAUCGGUGACCUG